This is a messenger RNA of Loxodonta africana (African savanna elephant), 5822 nucleotides long. RefSeq names its product CCCTC-binding factor (gene CTCF). Gene Ontology annotation, cellular component: nucleus. The transcript is spliced from 13 exons. Gene Ontology annotation, molecular function: DNA-binding transcription factor activity, RNA polymerase II-specific; RNA polymerase II cis-regulatory region sequence-specific DNA binding. The record is from RefSeq and is a predicted model, not a curated record. Bases 2244 to 4496 code for a protein of 750 amino acids. Lineage: Eukaryota; Metazoa; Chordata; Mammalia; Proboscidea; Elephantidae. Gene Ontology annotation, biological process: regulation of transcription by RNA polymerase II.
AAUAUUACUUUACCCAUUGCAGUUGAGUGGAUUCCGACUCAUAAGCAACCCUAUAUAAUAAGAGUAGAACUGCCCCGUUAGUUUUCCUAGUCUGUAAUCUUUAUGGGAGCGGAUCACCAGGUCUUUUCUUCUGCGAGAACAUGGUGGGUUCAAGCUGCUGACUUUUCGGUUAGCAGCCACUGCGCCACCAGGGCUCCACAUUACUUUAAAGCAAAAACCAAACCCACUGCUGCUAUGUUUCCAACUCAUAACGACCCCAUAGGACAGAGUAGAACUGCUCCAUAGAGUUUCCAAGGUUGUAAUCCUCACAGAAGCAGACUGCUACAUCUUUCUCCCCCAGAGCAGCUGAUGGGUUUGAACUGCCAACCUAUGCUUAGCAGCCAAGUGCUUUAACCAACCAGAGCCCUCUUCAUAUUACUUUCCCCAAAAAAACUCAAACCCAUUGCCAUCGAGUCAAUUUGGGCUCAUAGCUCCCGUAUAGACAGAUAUUUAGUUACCCCUCUUUAAACUUUCUUUAGUCACCAUCUUCAGACCUUCCCUGGUAGUAUCUUUGUGCGUUUUGUCAGUGACGUAGUAUGUGAGUGCAAAAGUUUGGUUUUGCUAAUAGAUUGCUAGCUUACAGCCCAAGCGUGGCAAUAUAUUUUCCUCAGUUGAGCCUCAUUUUUGGUCACUGUUAGAACUUUCAGGAGCAUAAAAUACCAUUCUCAGGAAACCCUGGUGGCAUAGUGGUUCAGUGCUACAGCUGCUAACCAAAAGGUCAUCAGUUUGAAUCCACCAGGCAGUUCUUGAAAACUCUGUGGGGCAGUUCUGCUCUGUCCUGUAAGGUUGCUACAAGUCAGAAUCAACUCAACAGCAAAAUUUUGUUGUUUUUUUUUUUUGGUAGAGACAUGCUAGUGACAAUAUAUGGAGUCUAGUACCAAAAUGCUUCUUGGGCUAAACACACUGAUCUUCUCUUUGUAUUGCUAUAAAUUGCCUCUCAAGCAAUUGCCUCUCAGUCAACAAAAGAGGGGACUUUUUUGUUUUAACUUCAUCUUAGUAUUGCAUCAAUUUAGUUCUAUGCGCUUUGCUUAAUUAUGAAAGGGAUUCCCUCAGAGAUGUUCCUCAUAUGCCAAAUUCUUUGGAAGUUCUUAAUUCAAAUUUAUCUUUUUUAUUUAACUUGAGAUUUUCUUUUCCCCUACAGAGGUAAGUUUCACUCUACCAUUGCUUGAAUCUUGACAAUUCAUUUCUUUGUAUUUUAGAGAGAAAAAAAUGUCAGCUAACUAGGUGUUCCCUUAUUUGACUAAAAAUAUGUAUUUCAUUGCUGUAUUUCUAAGAUUUUCAGACGUUUGUGAAAGCUUCCCCCUUUAGGUUAUCUUAUUAAACUGAAAAGUGCGGGCCUUACUUAUGGUAUGCUGCCUUUUUAAAUCACUAAGACCACUAGUUGCUGAAGAUAAGGAAAUAAACUGUUAAAGAACUGUCACUGCAUCUAUAAGAAUUCCCUUUUUUUUUGGUAGUUUGAAUGUAUAUCCAUGUGCUAUUAAGGUUACAAUGGGUACUCCUUUGAUAAUCACAAAUCUUCAGUCCUUUAUUCUGCAAAUGUCUAAAAAAAAUGAAGUGAACAUUUUGUUACUUGAUGGAACUUUAUGGAUUGGCUCAAUUAGUUACUGAUGUUAUAACAGAUACAUUGUUUCUUUCCCAAUUUGAUCAGUCUUCAGUUUGCUCUCAUUUUGCUUCUCCUACUAUAUAUGGAUUUAUAUAUUUAGUGAUUCAUAAAAUGAUCUGUGCUUCACUGAGCUUCUGGUAAGGGUGAGAGAAAAUUUUGGAAAUGGAUAGUGGUGAUAGUUGUACAACAUGAUGAAUGUAACUAAUGUCACUGAAUUGUACGUAUAAAAAAUGUUGAAGUGGAAACGUCUUAUAGUAUAUAUGCUUACCACAGUUAAGAAAAAAAAAGACACUUUAAAGAGAAAAAAAUGAUUUGCACUUCUAUUUUAGAAUGAUCACGAAUCUGGGGCCAAAGAACAAGAUGCGCUAGUCAGCAGGUUGCUGACCAGGGGCUGAGAGCUGUGUUCUUACCCUCCUCAAACAGACUUUGCAGCCACGGAGAGGGUACAAGGUGUUAUAAUUCCGGGGUACUUGAAGCCACAAGAUAAACAUGAUCCAUCUUCUUGGAGCUUCAGUUAUGCUCAGUGAGGGGGCGGUGAGUUAAAUAUUUAACCGACAGGAUCUUGGUCUCUUCCCGUCUCCUUGUGUGCAGCUCAGCAGCAAUGGUUUUGGUUUUUUCGUAUACAUGUAUGGUGGUGCAGUGGUUAAAGUGCUCAGCUGCUAACCAAAAGGAAGGGGAGAUGGAAGGUGAGGCAGUUGAAGCCAUUGUGGAGGAGUCCGAAACUUUCAUUAAAGGAAAGGAGAGAAAGACUUACCAGAGACGCCGGGAAGGCGGCCAGGAGGAGGACGCUUGCCACCUACCCCAGAACCAGACGGAAGGGGGUGAGGUAGUGCAGGAUGUCAACAGCGGUGUACAGAUGGUAAUGAUGGAACAGCUGGACCCCACCCUUCUUCAGAUGAAGACUGAAGUAAUGGAGGGGGCAGUGGCUCCAGAAGCAGAGGCUGCUGUGGAUGAUACCCAGAUCAUAACCUUGCAGGUUGUAAAUAUGGAGGAACAGCCCAUAAACAUAGGAGAGCUUCAGCUUGUUCAAGUACCUGUUCCCGUAACUGUACCUGUUGCUACCACUUCAGUAGAAGAACUUCAGGGGGCUUAUGAGAACGAGGUGUCUAAAGAGGGCCUUACAGAAAGCGAACCCAUGAUAUGUCACACCUUACCUUUGCCUGAAGGAUUUCAAGUGGUGAAAGUGGGGGCCAAUGGAGAGGUGGAGACGCUAGAGCAAGGGGAACUUCCGCCUCAGGAAGAUCCUAGCUGGCAAAAAGACCCUGACUAUCAGCCACCAGCCAAAAAAACAAAGAAAACCAAAAAGAGCAAACUGCGUUACACAGAGGAGGGCAAAGAUGUGGACGUAUCUGUCUACGAUUUUGAGGAAGAACAGCAGGAGGGUCUGCUGUCGGAGGUUAAUGCAGAGAAAGUGGUUGGUAACAUGAAGCCUCCAAAGCCAACAAAAAUUAAAAAGAAAGGUGUAAAGAAGACAUUCCAGUGUGAACUCUGCAGUUACACGUGUCCACGGCGUUCAAAUUUGGAUCGUCACAUGAAAAGUCACACUGAUGAGAGACCACACAAGUGCCAUCUCUGUGGCAGGGCAUUCAGAACAGUCACCCUCCUGAGAAACCACCUUAACACACACACAGGUACUCGUCCUCACAAGUGCCCAGACUGUGACAUGGCCUUUGUGACCAGUGGAGAAUUGGUGCGGCAUCGUCGUUACAAACACACCCAUGAGAAGCCAUUUAAGUGUUCCAUGUGUGAUUAUGCCAGUGUAGAAGUCAGCAAAUUAAAACGUCACAUACGCUCUCAUACGGGAGAGCGUCCGUUCCAGUGCAGUUUGUGCAGUUACGCCAGCAGGGAUACAUACAAGCUGAAAAGGCACAUGAGAACCCAUUCAGGAGAAAAACCUUAUGAAUGUUACAUUUGUCACGCUCGGUUUACCCAGAGCGGUACCAUGAAGAUGCACAUUUUACAGAAGCACACAGAAAAUGUGGCCAAAUUUCACUGUCCCCACUGUGACACUGUCAUAGCCCGAAAAAGUGAUUUGGGUGUCCACCUGCGAAAGCAGCAUUCCUAUAUCGAGCAAGGCAAGAAGUGCCGUUACUGUGAUGCUGUAUUUCAUGAGCGCUAUGCCCUCAUCCAGCAUCAGAAGUCACACAAGAACGAGAAGCGCUUUAAGUGUGACCAGUGUGAUUAUGCUUGCAGACAGGAGAGGCAUAUGAUCAUGCACAAACGCACCCACACUGGGGAGAAGCCUUAUGCCUGCAGCCACUGUGAUAAGACCUUCCGCCAGAAACAGCUCCUCGACAUGCACUUCAAACGCUAUCACGACCCCAACUUUGUCCCUGCGGCCUUCGUCUGUUCUAAGUGUGGGAAAACAUUUACACGUCGGAAUACCAUGGCAAGGCAUGCUGAUAAUUGUGCUGGUCCAGAUGGUGUGGAAGGGGAAAAUGGAGGAGAAACGAAGAAGGGUAAACGUGGAAGAAAAAGAAAGAUGCGUUCUAAAAAAGAAGACUCUUCUGACAGUGAAAAUGCCGAGCCAGACCUUGAUGACAAUGAGGACGAGGAGGAGCCUGCUGUGGAAAUUGAACCAGAACCAGAGCCACAGCCUGUGACCCCAGCCCCACCACCCGCCAAGAAGCGAAGAGGACGACCCCCCGGCAGAACCAACCAGCCCAAACAGACCCAACCCAUCAUUCAGGUUGAAGACCAGAACACAGGUGCAAUUGAGAACAUUAUAGUUGAAGUCAAAAAAGAGCCAGACGCAGAGCCUGCAGAGGGAGAGGAGGAGGCCCAGCCAGCUGCCACAGACGCACCCAACGGAGACCUCACGCCGGAGAUGAUCCUCAGCAUGAUGGACCGGUGAUGGCAGGGCCUUGCUCACCUCCAGGACUUCUCUGGGCUGUGUUUAAACUGCCCGCAUCUUAAUUUUUCUCCCUUCUUUCUUCUUUUGGCUUUGGGAAAAGCAUCGUUUUACACCAUUUUACCAAACAUACUGAGAACUAAAACUUCCAAGGAUGAUGUUAGAAAAACGUGAUUUAACUAGGACUUGCUGUUUGAUGUUAGCAAUCAUGGAAUGUUCUGAGUCCCUGAAGGUUUACUGUGAAGUGCUGAGGACAGUGUUGGAGCCUAACUGGUUUUCUUAGAUGGAAACAGAGACAUUGUACUCUCUCUUUCGAUUUGGUAAACCACUCCAGAAUGGCCACCGGGUUUCCCAGAGUUCUAUGGUCUUCUUCCCAGCAGAGUUUUUAAUUGUAAAUGCAGACUUGGGAAGGACUUAGACUUUUAAACUGUUUUUUGCUGUUGCUUUUCCCUGACUCCCUUUGCUUGGAGUCAGCUGCACACCAGUAGUAUGGCAUGCUACGAUCGGUUUCUGUCCUGAAAGCUUUGCCUCUUUCUUGGCAAAGUUUCUGGUAUGGUCAAGCUUGUAAAUAACUUUUUUUACAUUUUAAUCUUUUCCAUUAAUUAAGAAGUGCAGUGUAAGAAAACCCAGCAUUUUAAUUACUUGCAAAUUAAGUUACCACAGACUCUGUAGUGUGUAAAUGUUGACAGAGAAUUGGAUUACAAUCAUGUAGCAGAACAGUACUCAGACUGCUGCCCGCUAGUAACGGACACCCACAUGGAAGGAAGACGUGAUUUCCAGCCCAUGGAGCCAGCAUUUGAACCUUGUACAAUUAACUUUCAGUUAUGAUUCCCAUCUACAUUUUCUUUGCUCUGUUUGUAGCUGAAUUUUGUGUUUUAUAAAUCCUCUGUUAAAGCGGAAGGGUGAUUAUGAGUGGGUCACAGCAGCCCUUAAAAAGCUGGGCCAGAAAAUUUUACUAGGUCAGUAAUUUAAACUUUGGAUCUUCAAAAAAUAAAAAAUAAGAAUAAUAAUGUCAAACAAAACCAACUAAAAAGUGAUUCUUGCACAUGAACUGUCACGUUUAAAAUGUGUUUUUUAGAGCGCCUCAGUCUUGCUGAUUUCAAACACUUUUUUCUUAUGUGUAUUGCUUUUAAGACAGCCAUCAGUUAGCUAUCAGACUCUAGGUUGAUGCAUUUUGUACUUAGCUGUACUGUGUGAUACUUUUCAUUACUUUAGGACACCAACAUGAGACCUGGAAUAAAAUAUGUAACGGGGUUGAAAGCUGGGGAGGAGAAUCUACUGCUGUACAGCUAAUAAAUCAUAACAGAUUAACAAGUGCUCCAGACAGUC